AUGGCUAAACGCAGCUUCCUACUUUUUUCAACGUUAAUUAUAACAUGUGUACAAUGCGGCGUCGUCUGGGAGACCCCGAGCAAUCUUCAGCCAGUUCACGGCCUUUACGUCAAACCUUCAGAUGAUGGGACAACCGGUGAUUUAUACGUAGCAGCCACCGAAGAACAUGGUGUCAACUCUCAAUGGCUCACGGACCAGCCGAUUAACUUUCUAGCGUCUGCUUCUGAAAACCACCAAUUGCCUCUAUCGUUUACUUCCACGGAUUCUGAUGAGGUUCCCCCUCAAAAGCGAGCAGUUUUGACAACACCAAUUCAAUUCGCGCAGGCCCUCCCUACGGAAACCGAAAAGAGUCUGUACCACGUACCAAAAUCAGAUGAGAAGAGCACACCAUGCGCCCACCCAGCUCCAUAUUAUUCUCCGUUCCAGUACUUCUAUCCUCAGAUGUUAUCUGCUAUAGCUAAUGCCUACACUCAGAAGGAGAGCAUUGAUGAGACUGUUAAAGCACAACCAGCUGCAUGGCCCCAUGCUUAUGCCUAUCCAUUCCAGUACGUGAUGUUUGACCCUAGAGCAUGGGCAAACCAGAUCAGCGCAUCGGAGAACUCAAAAACAUCUACCAAGGAUGGUGCGUAA
Pieris macdunnoughi is the source of this 630-nucleotide messenger RNA. The record is from the annotation of a GenBank genome assembly. NCBI's taxonomy places the organism in Eukaryota, Metazoa, Arthropoda, Insecta, Lepidoptera, Pieridae.